Molecule: messenger RNA, 1869 nt
Organism: Plasmopara halstedii
Lineage: Eukaryota; Oomycota; Peronosporomycetes; Peronosporales; Peronosporaceae
Product: Tub family proteins
Exons: 5
Coding region: 1-1869 (622 amino acids)
Source: RefSeq, a predicted model, not a curated record
AUGUUUAUGAGCAGUUCGUCGUUCGAUGACGACGCGUCCUAUCGUAAUGAUAAAAGAGGGCGGAAGGGAGGAAUGUGUGAUGAUGUGUCAAACGCGGUGAAGGCUUUUACUCUGGAAGAUCGCAUUACUGGAGUGCCCGCGCAUCCGAACUAUCUCAAGGAUGACGUCGACGUAGAAGGAGCACUUGGAGGAGUUGAGUACCUCUCAGGUGCUCGCUCAAAUGUCAUCCAGCAGCAAAAAGAAUUACAGAGAAAAAAGCUUCAGGAACGCAUGGGAGGCGGUGUUGUGCGCACUUCUCUUCCGAAACAAUUCUCGGCUCCACGAUCGAUGGAUAUUGAUGACAGGCCUUCUCGCUUUGGUCGAGACGAUGAUGAGCUAGAAAGCAAUUUUGCUACUCGGGUUUCGGUGCCUCGUACAGGAAAUGUUAAGAACCGUGGCAGCCCUGAAAUUCAAGUUUACUCUCGUCGCAAGCGCGAUGACGAUGACGAAGAUUGCCGCCUCAACCGUUCCGGUGGCUCUCUUGAGCGGGAUCGGGAUGGUCAUGACAGAGACUACCAUGGUGAUCGUAGAAUUCGUGGCAACAGCCGAGACCGGGGUCAUGACCGCGGAGCUCGAGGAGAUUGCGGCUUUUCUCGUGACCAUGACACUGAUCGAGGUCGUAUGCGAGAUCGUGGGGGGAGUGACAGUGAUGGUUCCGAAUGUGAUCGCUCGUGUACUAUGAAAGGUGUACGUAUUGGCUCCCGUCGUCGUAAUGUCUAUGAUGACGUACAAAAAGACGUCAAAGUCGACAGUGGGCGAGGUCGGCAUGGUGAUGAUCAAAGAGAUCGGCAUGGUGAUGAUCAAAGAGAUCGGCAUGGUGAUGAUCAAAGAGAUCGGCCAAGUUAUACGGGCGGCCGAGGCUUUUCUCAAAAGCCUAGUGCCAGAGAGCGCUCUUUCUCUCGAUCACGCUCGAGAUCUCAAUCGCAAUCGCGAUCUGGAUCGGCAUCGGAUGCAUCCUCCGACGGUGAGCGCGACCGAAACGUUACCAUUCCUAAAGACCUAAAUAACGGACGCGGUGCCGUCGCAAGUGUGCGCAAGCCGAAACUCGACAUUACUAACAUGCGGGCCUUCACAAUGCGUCCCAUUCCUAAGGCCUACGACGUAGUUGAAUGCUAUAUUGAGCGCAACAAAUCUGGUGCAAAUAAGAUGUUUCCAGAAUACUGCUUGUACAUGAAAGAAGGCGAUCGCUUUUUGCUGACUGCAAAAAAGCGCCCGAAAAAUCGAACUAGCAAUUAUCUUUUGUCUUUGCAGCGUGGAGAUUUAGUUCGUCGCGGAAGUGAUAAUUAUGUCGGCAAGUUGCGUGCUAAUUUCUUGGGAACUGAAUUUACAAUUUAUGAUAACGGUUCCAAUCCGAAAGAUGCCGAUCAACAGACAGUCACAAGCAAUCCGUCGGGCAUUCGCCAAGAACUUGGCAUCGCCAUGUACGCAGCCAACGUUUUGGGCCACCGUGGUCCGAGAAAGAUGAAAGUCUGCGUGCCUCGCGUGCGUGAGGAUGGAAAUCGUGUGGUCUGGCGUCCGCUGAGUAAAGAAGACGAAAUGGUGAACAAGUGCAAAGAGCAAGAUCACACAAACCUCACGUACCUUAUCAACAAACCGCCACGCUGGAACGACCAAGUGUGCGCCUAUGUACUUAACUUUAAUGGACGCGUUACUAUGGCAUCAGUGAAAAAUUUUCAGCUUGUGACACCAGAGGAUCAAGAGACGGUUGUGCUUCAAUUUGGUCGCGUUGGAAAAGAUUUGUUUACCAUGGACUUUCGAUGGCCUCUCUGCCCCCUUCAGGCCUUUGCCAUUACGUUGAGCAGCUUUGAUUCGAAACUUGCUUGCGAGUAA